Molecule: messenger RNA, 2760 nt
Organism: Pundamilia nyererei
Lineage: Eukaryota; Metazoa; Chordata; Actinopteri; Cichliformes; Cichlidae
Product: frizzled-8-like
Exons: 1
Coding region: 265-2010 (581 amino acids)
Biological process (GO): canonical Wnt signaling pathway; non-canonical Wnt signaling pathway
Cellular component (GO): plasma membrane
Molecular function (GO): Wnt-protein binding; Wnt receptor activity
Source: RefSeq, a predicted model, not a curated record
CAGAGCAUGCAGGCAGAGACGCGGUGCUGCACCGACACAAAGGAGUGAGAGAGAGAGAGAGAGGGAGGGUAGACUGGAAGUAUCCACAGAUUUUCAGAAAGUAAAACGCCUGUGUUGGAUAUCACACGUACUAAACAUACUCGCAAACUGCGUGCGCAUUAGCAUGAGUUUGGCACUUCUCCUGGAUUAACUGGACUUGCAGCCUGCUUGCAAAAAGCAAGUUCGCUCUGACUUUGGAGGACAAAACGCGCACAGAAAACAACGAUGGAUAGGAGCAUCCCGGGAUGGUGCGUGCUGUUAACCCUGGUUCUGCACGGAACGCGCUGCUUGGCUGCCAAAGAGCUCCAGUGCCAGGAGAUCUCCGUACCUCUGUGCAAAGGCAUCGGCUACAACUACACCUACAUGCCCAACCAGUUCAAACACGACACGCAGGACGAAGCCGGCCUGGAAGUGCACCAGUUCUGGCCGCUGGUGGAAAUAAAGUGUUCCCCCGACUUGCGCUUCUUCCUCUGCAGUAUGUACACACCGAUCUGCCUUGAAGACUACAAGAAACCGCUGCCACCGUGCAGGAGUGUGUGUGAGCGGGCCAAAGCUGGAUGUGCGCCGCUCAUGAGACAGUACGGCUUCCCGUGGCCAGACCGGAUGAGAUGCGACCUGCUGCCCGAACAAGGCAACCAGGACACGCUGUGCAUGGACUACAACCGCAGCCAGACCACCACUGUCUCUCCUGUGGUGGCGAAGCCAACCAACCGACCCUUAAAGCCGUACAACACCAAGAAGAAGAGCGGCUAUGGUCGUGGGAUCCCCGGUAAGCACAAACCAGCAGCGUCUACGUGUGAAACGGGAUGCUUCUGCCGUGCGCCCAUGGUGCCCGUUACCAGCGACAGCCACCCUCUGCACAACCGCGUCAAAACUGGACAGAUCUUGAACUGUGCCAUUCCGUGCCACAACCCUUACUUUACACCAGAAGAGAGGACUUUUACUGCCUUUUGGAUCGGCCUGUGGUCGGUUCUGUGUUUCAUCUCCACUUUUGCAACUGUGGCGACCUUUUUAAUUGAUAUGGAGAGGUUUAAGUACCCGGAGCGCCCCAUCAUAUUCCUCUCCGCCUGCUACAUGUUCGUGUCAGUUGGAUAUAUUGUCAGACUGAUCGCUGGACACGAAGAAGUUGCCUGCAAUAGAGAAAACGGCGGAGAAUACAUUCACUAUGAAACCACUGGUCCUGCUCUCUGUACCAUCGUUUUUCUGCUGAUCUACUUCUUUGGCAUGGCCAGCUCGAUCUGGUGGGUGAUUCUGUCCCUCACUUGGUUUCUCGCUGCAGGUAUGAAGUGGGGUAACGAGGCAAUAGCCAGUUACUCACAGUACUUUCAUUUAGCCGCCUGGCUCAUUCCCAGCAUGAAGUCCAUCGCGGUUCUGGCUCUGAGCUCAGUGGACGGGGACUCCGUAGCCGGGAUUUGCUAUGUAGGCAACCAGAAUUUGGACAACUUGCGGGGCUUUGUGUUGGCACCGCUGGUUAUCUACCUGUUCAUCGGUACCAUGUUUCUGCUGGCCGGCUUCGUCUCGCUGUUCAGGAUCAGGAGUGUUAUCAAACAAGGAGGCACAAAAACUGAUAAACUGGAGAGGCUGAUGAUCAGGAUAGGAGUUUUCACUGUUUUAUAUACAGUCCCGGCCACUGUCAUAGUGGCGUGUUACUUUUACGAGCAGCAUAACAGGCAGACGUGGGAAAUUACGCACAACUGUACGUGCAUGACGGACCCGAACAGGCAGAGGCCAGACUAUGCUGUGUUUAUGCUGAAAUACUUCAUGUGCCUCCUGGUGGGUAUCACGUCGGGAGCUUGGAUCUGGUCCGGGAAGACCUUGGACUCCUGGAGGACUUUUUGCACGCGGUGCUGCUGGGGUAGUAAAGCCUCAGCGGGCUCCAUGUACAGUGACGUGAGCACUGGACUGACCUGGAGGUCUGGGACGGCCAGUUCCGUCUCCUGCCCCAAACAGAUGCCACUUUCCCGGGUUUGAUCAGGUGGAUUGGACGCCCAGUUGCCCAAUCUCAUGUCAUUUGACACUAAAGACUUAAAACCAGCUUUCUGGGGGCAAUGUGUCAUAGAGAAUGAUUUUUGUUUUGUUUUUAAUGGGUAAAUUAUUAAACGUCAGUCCCCAAACUGCUAGUUAAAGUCAAACUUUGUUCCUGAGCACUCCCCUAAUGUGAAAGUUUAAUGGAUUUAUGCUCCGGUUUGCUUAUAAAACUUAGAUCAGUUUGACUUAUGGAAAGUGCUCUUCCCUUGCCUUCUUCCAGUGACGUCCAGGGGUUUUGAAUAGAGGGUUUGAGAGGGGGAGGGGUGACUAAUUGUGUUGGGAUUGUCCAUCAGCGUGUUGUAAUUAGCACAUUAAUGAGCGCCUAAUGGCUUCUCUUUAAAUAAUGAGACUGUCAGCAGCAGAACAAUGUACCUGGCACGAAGAAUGCAGAGUCUUAUCUGGGCUUAAUUGAAUGCACACAGCUGACAAGAUCCCCCUUGUCGAUAGGUUAUAAGGUAUAUCUGAGUAUCUCCUUAUUCUCACUGCAAAGAGCCGCUGUGUCUUAAACACAAUAUUCACAAUGAGACUGUUCUGCUAGAAAUGAGGCCAUUGCUGGGCUGUUUUGUCUACAAGAUGGAUUUAUGCGUACAUUAAUCAAUGCCUUAAUACUGCCUCGUACGGGUUGCAUUUGCGCAUAAAGUGUAUUUAUAUAAUUAUUGGUGUACAUACAUUGUACAUUUGUACAUUGAAUUU